This is a messenger RNA of Cladocopium goreaui, 2913 nucleotides long. The record is from the annotation of a GenBank genome assembly. Lineage: Eukaryota; Dinophyceae; Suessiales; Symbiodiniaceae.
AUGAAGAUUCACAGUCGAACUUGCUCCAGGCACGAGACGGAGCUGGCCGAAUGGCAGCUGCGGUGUAGAGCCUUGGAAGCGGAAAAGCGUCAGGCGCAACAGUCCAACUCAGAUUUCGGCUUUUCUGCUGCAUGUAGCCUGGCUUUGCGGAUGAUUGCCAUGGCUUCCUCGGUGCCGGAGCUGAUGGCGGAAGCCCGCGCCGAGCAGGCACUCAUCGCCGCGCAGCUGCGGGCCUUGAAGGGCGAGGCGUCGCCUGAGGCGGCGCCCUUCAGUCCCUACAUGCCCAGCGCGCGCAGCGUGGCCAGCCCCACGGCGCUAGGGGCUGCUGGCCGGCCCCUGGACCUCGAAGCUUCGCCCAUGAGUUCGCCCAAAAUGGCAGCUUCGCCGGAGGAGCUUUCGGCGUUACGGGCGCAUGUGGCGGAGUUGGACCAUGAGCUGGUGCAACGGGACUGUGCCAUUGAGGAACUGCAGGCGAAACUCAGAGAAACGCAAGAGGCAUUGGAGAAGCUUGGCAGUGCUUCAUCAUUUUUGCUGUUGAAAGCGCUGCUGUCACCGGCCGAGGGCGGACUUUGGAAGGAUCGCUACCAGACUGCCCAGAAGGAAAGUGAACUUCGUGGCCGAGAGGUGAAGGAGUUGAAGUUGAAGAUGGAGGUGAAGGAAAAGGAGAUCAAACUUCUGAGCCAAUACGUCCGCAAGUUGGAGGAAGAAGCCAAAGUGCGCGAUGGCCAACGUGAGCGGCUCCUGACUGAUGCCAGCAUCGCCAGAAGCAAGUUCAAACAGACAGAAUCCGAGCAGAAGCAGCUGGUCUCGCGUCUGCAUGUCCUGGAAGACGCCUUCGCCCGUUGCGUGGGCCGCGUCACGCAGGCGCUGACCGCCGGGGUCGUGGGCGUCUCGCUGGACCAAGCGCGCCCGGUGCCGCGCUUCGUGCUGCUGACGGCCCGGCCCAGCAACGCGGUGCUGGAAAUCUUUGAGGAACCGGAUGCCAACUGGGAGCUGGUGGCCGUGGACCUGAAAACCACUGGCCCAGUGCCACCGGUGACUAUGGACGAGGAGAACUUGUCGCUGAUGAUCUCGGGAGUCUUCAGUGGGAUGGUGGAGGCAACUGAGAGCUCGUUGGCCAUCAAGUGCCCGGACAAAGCGUCAUAUACCAAAUGGUCCCUGGCCUUUCGUGACGUUCUGGGCAUCACGGAUCUCAUGGCAGAUCCAGCCACCGAUCCGCAGACCGAUCCCACAGAUCCCACGGACCCGACGGAGAGCUCGCCGGCGAGCACACCCCUGCGACCCGAGCAUCCAAAGGAUGAUGCUGUGGUCAGUGAUUCCACGUCUUCCUGCGAAGUCCAUGCUGAAGAGGAGGCCAAGGCCAAGCCCGAGAAGUCUUUCUUGUCGAUUUCCUCACUCUGGAGAAGUGAGCCGCGGAACGACGGAAUGCAGCAGACGGGCAGCGGCAUGGGUCUGAGGCGAGUCCUGCAGGAGGGACAUCCCAAGAUGGACAUCUUCGGGUCUGCGAGCGCCGCCCUCUUUGGAUCCAACUUCACCGACGAUAGUUGGUGGGUGAAUAGCCUGCUGAAGUAUCAGCAGCGCUGGCACAAGAUCCGUGAACCGCCCAGACGCGGGUGCCUGGUUCAGCUGCUAUACUCGCGUUGCUUUCAGAAUCUGUCCAUGCUCGCAAUCCUGGACAAUGCCAUUUGGAUCACAUACCUCACAGAUUGGAGUUUGAAGCACCCCUUGGACGCCAAUCCCACGGAGUUUUGGUAUGUGGACACUGGCUUCAUCGUGUUCUUCUUUGUCGAGACGGCACUUCGUUUGACGGUGCAUCGCCUCUUCUUCUUUCUCAACGACAAUGCUGGCUGGAAACUGGCCAGCAGGAAUAUCCUGGACUUUGUGCUGGUAGUGAUCAGCCUCCUAGAAUUCGUGGUGAGUUUGACCACUGGCAAAGAUACCAAUGGCACGGUCACCUACUUGAGAGUUUUGCGCUUAUGCAAGUUCGCCCGGAUCUUGCGCAGCUUGAAGGUGAUCACUGCCUUCCGGGUGUCCUGGCAGCGCCCCAACCGACCAUGCUGGGCAGUGGCUUCGCGGAUUUUGGGUGCUUCCCAGAUGGAGGAGCUGAACAUGAUGAUGGAGAGCUUUCGAGCAUGUUUAGCCGCCAUGUUUUGGAGCCUGGUUCUCCUGAUCUUCAUGGUCUUUGUGAGCGCCCUUCUCUUUGCUCAGGGGGUGGCUGAUGGCAUCCAAUCACAACCGGAACUGGGCCUCAGCGAGCAACGCGAUGCAGUCAUGGCACAUUUCGGCUCUGUUCUGCAAACCAUGCUGUCGCUGUAUAUGGCAGUGACGGGAGGGAACGACUGGUCGCUCUACUACACCAUGCUGGAGCAGAUGGGGAGUUUCUAUCACAUUCUUUUCAUCGCGUAUACCUUCUUCUCCGCCUUUGCCAUUUUCAACAUUUUGACGGGCAUAUUCGUGGAGCGAGCUGUGGCAGCAUCAAUGCCAGAUCGCGAGCAGCAGAUCUUGCUGGAAAGAAGGAAGCUUUUGGAACAAGCGAACGAGCUGCGCGAUCUCUUCGCAUGCAUGGAUAUGGACAAUUCUGGGUUCAUUUCGUUUGACGAAUUCGUCAACUGCAUGAAGAAUCCUCGGAUUGUGGCUUACAUGUCCAGUGUGGGCGUCAGCGUUCACGACGUGCAACAUUUGUUCAAGAUCGUGGCAAACGAGAACGAUGAAGUGGAUAUUGACCGCUUUGUGGAUGGAUGUAUGGCCAUCAAAGGUGCAGCCACUGCUUUGGAUAUGCAGAAACAGCUCUACUACAUCCAGGAGCUCACGCAAAAGCUCCAGGACUGGGAGCGCCGCUAUUGGCCCAAGAUCUUGGUACCUCGAUUUUUGGAGAUUUUUGGGGACUACGGGGCCUGGGGGAUAGACAUUUAA